AUGUCAACACAAUCUGAAUUCGAUGUUAUUUUAAAAGAGAAAUCUGAAAUCUUCCAUGAAUUAUACAUUGACCAGUCAAAGAGGCAAACAGCGAAAUUAGAUGAUUUCCAACGUAUCUGCACUAUAGGACAAGGUGGUUUUGGUCGUGUCCUACUGGUACGUCAAAUUGAAAGUGAUAAAUAUUUUGCGUUGAAAAUUCUAUCGAAAUUACAAGUGAUUAAAACACAUCAAAUUAAUAAUGCCAUUAAUGAGAAACGUAUUCUGUCUGCAUAUCUUGUGGUGAAUUUAAUACAAGUGGAUUUAAGUCGACGUUAUGGUAAUUUAAAAAAUGGUAUACAUGAUAUUAAAUAUCAUGAUUAUUUUCAAAAUUUAAAUUGGUUACAAUUAUAUCAUUUAAAACUGAAACCACCAUAUAAACCAUUAUGUCAUAGUCUGGAUGAUACAAGACAUUUUGAUGCAUGUAAUGAAGAGCAUCUUGAAUUGGAUGAUAAAGAACGAUUUAAAAGUGUAUUUGAAGAUUUUUAA
Messenger RNA from Schistosoma turkestanicum, 525 nucleotides. The record is from the annotation of a GenBank genome assembly. Lineage: Eukaryota; Metazoa; Platyhelminthes; Trematoda; Strigeidida; Schistosomatidae.